Molecule: messenger RNA, 1037 nt
Organism: Tetranychus urticae (two-spotted spider mite)
Lineage: Eukaryota; Metazoa; Arthropoda; Arachnida; Trombidiformes; Tetranychidae
Biological process (GO): intestinal cholesterol absorption; sterol transport; cholesterol homeostasis
Cellular component (GO): plasma membrane
Molecular function (GO): cholesterol binding
Source: RefSeq, a predicted model, not a curated record
AACAGACAUCAAAUAUUUUGAAAUACUUGAUUGUUUGCCACCAUCAGCAUCAUCGUUCAUCACAAAGAAGACGAUAAAACAAUCUUUUCUAAUUCUCUUUGAAGGUGAGACAACAUAUGAUGAUGCGAUAAUGGGAAACAUUUGGAUUAAAGUGUUCAUCUUGAUUGGACUAGUCAGUCUCCGGAGUCUCCCAGUAAAGUCUUCACAAUGUAUAAUGAUGGGUAUGUGCGAUCAAGCAGCUUUUGGACACAUUCCCUGUGUCCAUUCAGGUCCUCCACAAGCUUUGUCUGAUGAAGCUGCACGUUCAACACUCAAGGAAAUAUGUCCCCAUCUUGCUGGUGAAGCAUCUUUGUGCUGUACUCCUGAGCAAAUUGAAGAUCUGAAAAGUCACACCGAGUUGUUUGGACUUUUCUUGAAAGCUUGUCCUUCGUGUUUCGCCAACUACCAGAAGCUUUUAUGUCACCUUACUUGUUCACCAAGUCAAAGCGAUUUCAUGAAAAUAUUGAGAAAACAAACAUCAGAGGAUGGCAAAGAGGAAGUUCUGGAGGUUGAUGUCUUCUUACAUUCAUCCUUUGCGACAGGAUUUUACGAUUCAUGCAAGAAUAUAACUCGCUUUAAUGAAAGAGUUAUAGAUGUUUUCUGUAAGCCUUGGGGAGCAGAUAAAUGUACACCAGAGCGAUUAAUGAAAUAUCUGGGAUCCGAUUAUGGUCACAUUGGGCAUUCACCAUAUCAAAUUGAUUAUGUCCUGGACACGGCAGAUAGUCAUAAGUUGUAUGAUGAAACUUUCCAAGUCACCAAAUUGCCAGCAACAGCUUGCUCUGAAUCUGCUAAUGGUCAGCCUGCCUGUGCUUGUGAACAUUGUCCAGCAGCUUGUGGAUAAUCCAAUGCUUGAUUCUGAACAAUAAAAACAAAUUACAUUCGAUAUUAAAAUUAAUAUCAAAACAUAUUUUUAUAGCUUUGGGCACUCAAUACCCUUUUUACUCUCAUCAAAUUGUAUAUUUAAGGUUCCUCAUUCAUAUUAAAUAAUUUGCAUUUUA